This is a messenger RNA of Paramecium octaurelia, 2195 nucleotides long. Lineage: Eukaryota; Ciliophora; Oligohymenophorea; Peniculida; Parameciidae. The record is from the annotation of a GenBank genome assembly.
AUGAAUUUCAUUAGUCUGGAUCACUAAAUACAUUCAAUCGAAGAUUACGAUAUUCUUUGCGCACUCGACCGUACAGACUACUCCACUGUCUACAAGGCGUAAUCUCACUAUCCUAUCAUUCAAGACUGGACAAGAAGACAGGACUCAUCGUAGCCAUCAAAGUCAUCAACUUGGUCAAUCAGGCAGAAUUGGCCCAAGCCGUCUAGACCUACCGCACUAAACCCUUCAGAAACAUAUGCUUGGUCGACAAGUGUUUUGGACAAGAUGGCAAACUCUUUAUAGUGAUGGAAUACUUUGCUGGAGGAUCAUUGAAGGAUUUGAUUCAUUUGUUCAAGAUCAACAAACAGACUUUGGAGACUCAAUAUGUGCAAGUGAUCAUACGAGAACUUUUGCUUGGCGUCUAAGAGAUCCAUUAGGAAGGUCUUGUGCAUAGACAUAUUAAAUGUGAGUUUUAUUUCUACUCUAAAUCUCCUUUUUAGCUGCCAAUCUCUUCCUUUCCCAAGAAGCCAAAGUCAAACUCUCCUAUUUCUCCACCAACAAGGAGUUUGCCGAUACCAUCAAUAAAUCGCAGUCCCAUAUCCUCAGUCUCCCCUAUUGGAUGGCUCCUGAAGUAAAAGAACUCAUUCUAUUAGACCAUUCAAUCCUCUUUGACUGAUUAAAAAACUGACGUCUGGGCCAUUGGCAUCACUGCUUUUGAAUUAAUCACUUCCAAGAUACCCUAUGAGGAUGUGCCUCCGUAAAAGGUCAUCUUCAAAAUAGUCCAACAGCCUCCGAGAUUGAGUGGGGAUUAUCCAAAUGAGAUGAUCGAUUUUGUGCAUUAGUGUUUGCAACGAGAUCCUAGACUGAGACCGAGUGCUGCUCAAUUGCUUACUCAUCCCUUCAUUAGGAAUGCCAAAAAAACUCAGUUGCUGUUUGAGUUGCUCGAAAGGGCUGGGAUGCUGAGUGGAGAACAACAAUAAGCCAGUUGCGAAACUCUCAACUACACACACAAUCGAGUUGUCACUUCCCUCAAGUUGGAUGCCAGUGGAACCCCGAUACGAGAGGAUGACGACUCACUCAAAGAAGAAACCUUGAAGAUUAAGCGUACUUUCAGGAAGAUAGAGAAAUAUAAGCCCGGAUUGGGCAAAAUCGUAUUGACAUUAUACCUUUGCAGAUAUACCAUGAAAUCAUCCAAGUCCUUAAAGCCAAGACCCCCUGAUGAAUACAGCAAUCUAAUUACGCAUUCUCAUUAAUUAUAAUAAAUGAAAACCAACAAUGAGCCUUCUCUCUUCAAAUAUCGAGUACUUUAUCUCACACUUAUCUUUAUCUCCCUAGGUCCUUGAACAAAAAAACAAAAAAAUCAUCCUGGAGGCAGAUGAGGAUCAAUUCAACUCCUUUGCCAAUGCUCUCUCCAUCAUCCAAAGGUUUCACGACGACAUCAAACAAUAACUCAACCCUCAACAACCCUCCUCUAGAAAAAUACGCGGUAUUGCAUCCCCCAAUUAUCCUCAGUCAAUUCCGACUCCGAGAAAUCCAACAAUGUUUCCCAUCCCUAUCCGAACCCAGACAUCAAGGAGGAUCAGGACUUUAGAAGGUAUCCCAAUACACUCCCUACUCUCUAGACGUAUCCCUCAUUUCUUCCUGUCUCGUUUCAAGAAGUGGGCCAAAAUGAUGGAACAAGAUGCUGCCUACAAAUAUCUCCAGAACGUUCAAGAAUCAAAGGUACUCUCCCCUCAUACCACUAUCUAGACGUCCAAACAACAGCGAUUCGAAUUGGGAGACUUGUAAAGGUGCUUUCAGGUUUAAGUCAAUGAACCCAAAGAGUCCAAGCUCUGCAAGAAUUUACUCAAAGACCUUUUCAUCUCCUUCCUCCAGAAUGAAGCCACACUAUAAAUCAUUCAUUACAAUAAAAUCAGUUCAAUCGAAUAAAAAGUACAAUGUGGAAUUUUAUAAUUAGCAUAAAUAUAUUGCUGAAAUUAAAAAUAUGAUCCAAGAGAUGUACGAACUCAAACCCUUUGACUCGUACCUCUCCUCUGAAAAGAUCAAAGGAAAGAAAACCAUCAACAACAACAUCUGCCAAUCCCCUAUCCAAGAAAAACAAGAAGAGCAAAGAGACGACUUCCAAAUCCCCCAAAUCUAGGAAAAAUACUCCAACGAAAGCUUUAAAAAAUACACUCAAGCUCCCUCCCUUGUAAAAAUGAAUAGUUUCUAAUGAC